AUGGGAGGGUGUGAGGGCGAUAGACUUAGCAACCUUCCAUGUGAUAUCAUGGAUAACAUUCUUAAGUUAUUGCCUUUGGUUGAAGCUGUGAGAACAAGCAUUCUCUCAAGAGAAUGGCGGUAUAAGUGGGUAACUAUUCCACAUCUCAUUUUUGAUCCAAAAACUUUCCCACCAAAAUCAAUUACUAAAAAGUACAUAGCUUGGUCCGUUAUCUAUCAAGUAUUGUUACUUCACAAGGGACCUAUAGUCAAGUUCUCACUCAAAACUGGUCCUAAAACGAUUUAUAGUCCUUAUCUUGACCACUCCCUGCAAUUCUUGUCAAAUCAUCCCAUAGAAGAACUCACACUUGAUCAUCUCCCGUUUGGCCCGAUUCCUCACUUUCUAUUUGCUUUUGAGCAUCUCAAACAUCUGUAUCUUGUUGAUGCUGUUCUUAGGCCUCCUCGCACCUUCAAAGGAUUAGGUAGGCUUGUCACUCUUCACCUUGAGCAGGUCGACUUUAUGCCUGGAGAGUUUAAAAGGGUUAUCUCUCAAUGUCCAAUGCUCGAGUGUUUGAAUUUGAUACACACUUGUGACGUAUAUACAUGGGGCGACCUUGAGGAUAUUGAUGCUCCUAAUCUCAAGUCCUUUUAUUUCUCAGGCUUCCUCACAUUAAUUAGUUUUAAAAAUGCACCACUCCUUACUGAAUUGUCAAUGAUGUCUUGGUCAUACGGACUUGAUGACUAUAAGAAUGAUUUGAUUGAGUAUUUCGAUGUACGUGGUUCCGUCACAAGGCUGGUGUACGAUGACCACUUUUUCAAUGUCUUGAGUAGAUGUGGCCUGCCACAGAAACUUCCUCACAACCUUAACUUUCUACAGUUUCUUUCGUUUCCUAGAAUUUCGUUUAGUUCCAUAUCAGAAGUGAGUUGUGCAGUUUGCUUGAUCAGAAGCUCUCCUAAUUUGCGGAGUCUUGAAAUUACUUUAUCAACCAGCUCAGAUGUGCCGGAAAUGAAGACAACCGCUGAAUUUCUGAUGAAGAUGCAAAAGGAAGGUGAAUUUCCUGUCAUGAGUCGGCUUGAAUAUGUGAAGAUUGAAGCACUCUCAGGUUUGGAACCCGAAAUGGAAUUCGUGAAGCUUCUCCUGUCAGCUGCAACUGUUCUUAGGAAACUUGAAAUCUGCUCCAUAUAUUCAGGAGCAGGAUCAGAAGCGGGAUCCAAGAUGUUCAGUGAGUUGUUGAGUUUCAGACCAGCAUCACCAAACGUCCAAUUCAUAUUGGAACAUCUUAAUCUUAAUCCCAUUUGA
This is a messenger RNA of Sesamum indicum (sesame), 1278 nucleotides long. NCBI's taxonomy places the organism in Eukaryota, Viridiplantae, Streptophyta, Magnoliopsida, Lamiales, Pedaliaceae. The record is from RefSeq and is a predicted model, not a curated record.